AGACAAUAGACAACAGACAAUAGUGAGUGGUUGCUCAAAAAAAAAAAGACAAUAAUGAGUUUUCUUUUUCUUUUGACAUCACCACCAAGACACUAAUGAUUAAAGCUUGAUCAUCGACUAAUACAUUAUUGUCAUUUUUAUCUAAUCAAAUCAAAACAGAGGAAGAAGAUGAGUGGCUCUGAUGCUAUGUCUCAUAACGUCUUCGUUUACGGCAGCAUUCUUGAACCAGCCGUCGCCGCCGUGAUCCUUGACCGACCCGCUGAUACAGUUCCCGCCCUUCUCCACGGCUAUCACAAGUAUAAACUCAAAGGACGUCAGUAUCCAUGUAUUGUCCCCUUUGAGUCUGGAAAAGUCAACGGCAAGGUAAUAACGGGAGUAUCCGAUGCUGAGCUAAACAAAUUCGAUGUGAUUGAAGGUAAUGAGUAUGAGAGAAUAACAGUUGAAGUUGUAAGGAUGGACAAUUCGGAGAAAAUGAAAGUGGAAACUUAUGUUUGGGUUAACAAAGAUGAUCCUAGUAUGUAUGGAGAAUGGGAUUACGAGGAAUGGAGAGUGAAUCAUGCGGAUAAAUUCGUGGAAAUGUUUAGGAAAGUGUUGGAAUGGAACAAGAAUCCAAACGGGAAGAAAAGAGAGGAUAUUGUGAAAUCACUGUCUGAUGAUUGAUGAUUCUUGAACAAUGAACUUAGACAUAAGUUGUUGUUUCUUGGCUGCUUAUCUUUCUUUUUUUUAAAUAAACUCUUGGCUGCUAAUCUUUGGCAGGACGAAGAGUGAGUAAAGAGUGUUUUUCUAAUAUAUAAUAUGUAUGUGUUUUGUGUGUUGCUAGAACUUGAAACUGGUCUUCUUUUUUAUUUUGUUUGUGUUACUAUGGAAUCUUGUCAGCCACAUUCUGAUUUCUAGGAUCUUGAGUUGAGGUUAAAGAGUUUGACAUAUAAGUCAAAUGAUAUGUAACACUACAGUUAAGAGUUGAUUGCUCUGCAAUGUUUAUCUCGUCA
Raphanus sativus (radish) is the source of this 989-nucleotide messenger RNA. RefSeq names its product protein AIG2 C. NCBI's taxonomy places the organism in Eukaryota, Viridiplantae, Streptophyta, Magnoliopsida, Brassicales, Brassicaceae. The record is from RefSeq and is a predicted model, not a curated record. The coding region runs from base 169 to 660 and encodes 163 amino acids. The transcript has 5 exons.